Molecule: messenger RNA, 795 nt
Organism: Rangifer tarandus platyrhynchus (Svalbard reindeer)
Lineage: Eukaryota; Metazoa; Chordata; Mammalia; Artiodactyla; Cervidae
Source: the annotation of a GenBank genome assembly
AUGCUGCUGCUGCGCCUCUUGCCCCUUGGCCUCUUUGGAAGGGUACUUGGCUCUGAAAAGAAUCAUCAAAUGGAAACCCAAACCCAGAACAUGUCAGAGGAGCUAACGGAGGUGAGUUUCGGGGUCCACGAGCUGGGUGCCGUGUACCCCACGUGCUCAGCACUGCUUCUCAUCCUACGGAGGCAGCAGCUGCAGCACCCCUGCUCGGGAGGCUCCUGGGCCGCCGGUGGCCGAGGUGACGUGUCCCUCCCCAUCAGCUCCGAAGGCCUGGCCCCGCGGACGAACCGACUCUGCUCCCCGGGCCCCUGGCUGACUCCUGGCCCGGACCACCUCUUUGACGCCCCCUUUCCAGUGCUGAGCCCCGAGUCCAAGAGUGUGCGAAACUGGGUUCUCCGGACGGCUUCUCCAGGCUCCUGGAACGGGUCGCACACGCAGCGUGUCGGGGUUCGGAGUGACACGGCAGUAGUGAAAGCUGCAGCUGAGUUUUUAGACCUGGCGGCACAGCAGACCGCAGGGCUGGCCUCGGGCAAGAUGGAGAACAGGCCAGCGCCCGGGACUCCUCUGCACCCCUCAGCCUGGCAGGGGCCGGCCCCAGGGAUCCCCCAGUCCAUGGCGAUAGCAUCCCAAGCUCUGGACGUCUCAGAAGUUGCAGCAAAUUCACUGACUCCUGCUCAGCUCUCUCUGGAAGUGAAGCUCAUCUCUCCUGGCCUCCCUUUUCGUCUGCAUGGUGCCCUGGACUUCCUGUCCUCCCACGCAGAAGCUGUUGUGAAAUCGGGUCCAUUUCUGCCUCUGUGA